GCGUACUUCGUCUUCUUCGAUACGGACCUGCGUUACGGAGCGACAUAGCUACGAUUUUUUUGCAAUACGACAGACCAAAAUCUCCUGAUUAACCCGAUAUACGACACGUUACCCGAUCGCAUUUUUUAAACUCGGCAGAUUAGAAAAUUGAAAGAUAUGCAGAUAUUUUUAGUUUGAAGUUUGUAUUUUGAUUUUCGCUGGAGAUUCGCUAUUCCUGUUAGGCGGGGUAUUGUAGGUAUGAUCGUAUUACGAAAGCGAGUGAGUGCAAGCGAAACGUCCAAAACGUGCUUCAUGACUAUCGCUUCAUCCAAUAUUGGAUCAUACCGAAUAGAACUGUCCUUUUUUACGCGUGAAAAUAAACAUUUCCGAAUAGAUUCAGAAUUUCUAUAUUCUAUAGUCCGAACGGUACCGGACUAUACCCAUAUUCAUAAUAACAAUCUAGUAGGUUGCGAUGUUUACAGGCAGUUGGUGUUAGUGUGCGUCCAUACUGAAAGCGCGGUGACUGGGGCCUAGGCGGGCGCGACGAGCGACGACAUGCGGUGGCCACAGUGACACGGAAGCUGUUGAACAUGUGUGACGUAUUAUCAGAAGUCCCAAACUAUGGACGACGAUUUAGUUUUUUUACUUGACAGUCCGAUCCUGAGAUGGGAGGUGUUGAACAUUCGAGAUGGUGUGCAUGAAAUAAAUAGAAACAAGUGGAGAAUUUUUUCAUUUGUAUGAAGAACUGAGACUAUACCCUACCAAAUUUUUUGAGUACACUCGAAUGCCCGUGUCAACAUUUGACUACAUCCUGAGUAAAAUAUCAGCUAAAAUCGCCAAAGAAGAUACAAACUUUCGGAAAAGUAUUAGUCCCGAGGAGAAAUUGUUCAUAACACUGAGGUUUUUAUCAACAGGAGCUGGGUUUAGAGCACUGGCAUACAGUUUUCGCAUGGGGAAAAGUACAAUUGCGUCUAUAGUUCACGAAACAUGCCGUGUUCUAUGGGCUGAGUUAGUUCCUAUACACAUGCCGAUACCAACAGAACAACGUCUGAAAGCUAUUGCAGAAGAUUUUGAAGCAACCUGGAAUUUCCCACACUGCAUCGGAGCAAUAGAUGGGAAACAUUGUGAAAUAAAAAAACCACCUAAAUCUGGUUCGGCACAUUGGUGGAAGAAACAGUAUUGUCAUGCAAGCUGUGGCUGAUGCAAAAAGGAGAUUUGUAGCAGUGGAAGUCGGCGGUCGCGGGAAGCAAAGUGAUGGUGGUACUUUUAUAGCAUCAACGCUGUAUAAGCUUAUAGAAAAAAAUAAAUACAAAAUUCCUAGGCCAAAGAGACUCCCAAACUCUGACGUCAUUGCACCCUACGUCCUAGUGGGUGAUGAAGCAUAUCCGUUGAAGCAUUAUUUGAUGCGUCCUUAUCCGGAGCGAGUGCUUAAUAAUGAAAGAAAAUGUUUUAAUAUCAGAUUGUCUACCGCUAGGCAAACAAUUGAAUGUGCAUUCGGCAUUUUAACAUGUAAAUGGAAAAUACUACGAAAACCUAUCGAAACAAAUAGGAGAAAUGCCUUGUAUAUAAUAAAAGCUGCGUGUAUUCUACACAAUACCAUACUGGAUUUGAACGGCGAUAGCGAUUUGGAUAUUCAGAAUGUGCUAUCUAACCCGGCAUUAUGUGAAAAUCGUCACAAUAACCUCGGAGUGCGAAAUAAUAAUCCAUCACGAAGAGCAAAAAAUGUUCGUAUACAAUUCACAAACUAUUUCUCGGAACAGUAUCGAAGAAUGUAAUGGUGAUGAUAUAAUAAAAUAUUAAACUUACCUUCACUUCCAGGAAAUUGUUCUUUUAUUUCAUUCCAUAACUGUCUUGUCUUUGUGCGGUUACUGUGAUGUGGAUGCUUACUUUGCCAUAUAGGUGGCUUAGAUUGAAUCGCACUUAUGAACAAUUCAGUAUCCACCAUUUUGCAUGUGCAUACGCCGAGCGACAAGACCAAACUGGUUUAAUACCGCCGCCACCGCGCGCAAAAUCGCUUGCAGACUAGGCCCGUAGUGUGGCCAGAAAGCGCG
Messenger RNA from Acanthoscelides obtectus, 2030 nucleotides. NCBI's taxonomy places the organism in Eukaryota, Metazoa, Arthropoda, Insecta, Coleoptera, Chrysomelidae. The record is from the annotation of a GenBank genome assembly.